Molecule: messenger RNA, 2102 nt
Organism: Dromaius novaehollandiae (emu)
Lineage: Eukaryota; Metazoa; Chordata; Aves; Casuariiformes; Dromaiidae
Gene: AMN
Product: amnion associated transmembrane protein
Exons: 12
Coding region: 414-1865 (483 amino acids)
Biological process (GO): receptor-mediated endocytosis; intracellular protein localization
Cellular component (GO): endocytic vesicle; apical plasma membrane
Source: RefSeq, a predicted model, not a curated record
AACUGAAAACGCACUGAGACCAUUAUCGGUAAUUAUAAGGUAGUGGGCGUGCCGGAGGGGGCAGCGGCACGCAGGAGUAACGUCUGACUUGAACGUGGUGUGUUGGCCCUCACCAUUCUCUAGCAGACCCCCAAAACAGUCAAGGGGGUGGCCAGGGAGGAGCUGUGGUGAGAAUGAUGAAGUAACUAAUCUAGGGAAUAGGGGCUGUGGGAAGGUCCCGCAAGUCUUGUUUUCCCUGUCUCGUUCCCCAACGGCUUUCCCAAGCUCCAUGCUGAUGUCGAGAAACUGGGGAGCUUGGGAAAGGAGCUAGUGGCAAACCGGCUUCUGGGCUGAGCUCGUCACGUGCCUCCGGGCGGUCCAAGGUCCGGCCGGGGCCGAGGCUGGGAAGGCGAGUGCUGGCAGCGGGCUGCGAAAUGAAGAGCCUGUUUUUCCUCCUCGGUUGUCUGCAGCUCCUCGCUGCCGCGGUUGCCGUGUACAAGCAGUGGCUCCCAAACACCAACUUCGAAACUGCUUCCAACUGGGACAAAGGCAGAGCCCCGUGUGCCAGCGAUGUGAUCCAUUUUGAGAGGGACAAGGUUGUCUCGGUGUUUGUCAAGUCUCCCCACCCUGUGAAAGACAUGUACCUUCCGCUGGACGGAGAAUUCAUCCUGGCGUCUGGGGCAGGAUUUGCAGCUUUUGACGGCAGCUGGGAUCCAGGAUGUGACUCAGGCUCGGCCAUCAGUUUCGGGGACGCCGACGGGCUGGCGUGGUUCGACCCGGCGCUGUGGCAGACGGCCGCCUCGCCAGGGGAGCUGCAGCCGGGCGGACGCAUCUUUGCCGUGGAUGAGGAGCGCGUCCCGUGCCAGUACGACGAUGUUAUCUUUCAGCCCGAAACCUCCUUCCGGGUAAACGUCGACUCAUCGCAGGGCAUGAUUCAUCUCCGGAGCAUCUCUCUCAUGGGUCAGACGUUCAGCAGCCCCACGGCCUGGGCCGAGUACCUGCGGGGCCCCUCCGCACCCCGGCAGUUUCACGGCAACGGCACUUUCCAGGUGUCGGGCGCCGGGUGUCCGGACAAGUCCGGCUGCAUCUGCGGGAAUACCCAGGACGGCCCCCGGGUCUGCGCGGCCCUGCUGGGGUCAGCGGGGAGGCCGUGCCCUGCGCCGACGUGCCGGAGCCCGCUGCAGCCCCUGGGCCACUGCUGCGGGGUCUGCGGAGCCACUGUUUGCCUGGAGUUCACUCCUGACUUCGACCUGCAGAAAUACCAGGACAGGCUCGUCCAAGCCUUCCUGAGCCUGCCUGAAUAUGCUGGAGUUCAGAUGGCAAUAUCCAAGGUACUCAAAGCACAGACCUUCCUGGGAGUCGCACUGCGAAGCUCCACUCCUGUCAUCCAGAUAGUGCUCAUCGAUGACCGGACUGGGUUGCAGACAGGCACCGCUGCUGAGCAGAUGGCUGCAGACAUCAUGAGUGACAUUGCACAGCACGGUGAAGCACUCGGCAUAUCCAGCAGCAAAAUGGAGGUUGCCACUGGCAGCAUUUUCAGUGCGCAAACAGGAAUCAGCACAUCGAGGAAGAUCUUAACAGGGACGGUUUUGAGCCUGCUCUUCAGUCUCCUGUUGCUUGGAGGGAUGCUCUUUCUCUACAAAAGAGGAACGCUGAGGCUGCGGGCUGUGCGCCUUCCCCGGCUGUGGGGCGGAGCGCAGGGCCUGGCGUCCCCGGAGCCGGCGAGCAGCAAAGGGUUUGACAACCCCAUGUUCGACGUGCCCACAGACACCGGGGAGCCUCCGGGCGCUGCCUUCUUUGAGGACACACGGCCAGAGACGGCUCUCAAAGACAACCAGGUUUUCUACCUGAACCCUCUGUACGACGAGAGCGAGGUCGACACCUGAUAGCGCGCGUCGGAUGCCGGAGCCCUGGGGCGCCAGCACCACGGGGCUCGGUCCUGAGCAAACACCUCCCUCCCCUCGCCUCCCCCGAAACGGCUGUGCUGCCUCCUCCCCUCUGCAGCGUUUGAUGUUUAUGCCGAAAACGUCGUGGACCUGCCUUGCAAUUUAUCGCCUGAUUCCCCGCGGUGAGAGAGUCAAUAUUUCCACAGCAAAACCAAAAAAAAAAAAAAAAGAAGAAAA